Messenger RNA from Fulmarus glacialis (Northern fulmar), 449 nucleotides. It is a transcript of the gene ATOX1, whose product is annotated as antioxidant 1 copper chaperone. The record is from RefSeq and is a predicted model, not a curated record. The annotation marks the transcript as partial. Lineage: Eukaryota; Metazoa; Chordata; Aves; Procellariiformes; Procellariidae. The transcript is spliced from 3 exons. Gene Ontology annotation, molecular function: copper chaperone activity; metal ion binding. Gene Ontology annotation, biological process: copper ion transport. Gene Ontology annotation, cellular component: cytosol.
AAACACGAGUUCUUUGUGGACAUGACCUGUGAAGGCUGCUCCAAUGCGGUCACCCGUGUCCUGCACAGGCUGGGAGGUGUCCAGUUUGAUAUUGACCUGCCCAACAAGAAGGUGUGCAUCGACUCGGAGCACAACGUUGACACCCUGUUGGAAACCCUAAAGAAGACUGGAAAGAACGCUUCCUACCUUGGGGAGAAGUCCGCGCAGUAGCCUUGCCUGGUGUUAGGAGGCUAGGAACUCAAACAUGGCUUCAGCAAAAAAAGGUGGCUUAACUGUUUGCAUAUCUCUCAACUUGCUCUGUCAUUUGGCCUUUACUACCCUGCCAGAUGUCGGAAAGCAGAGGGCUGGCAGGAGGAGAGAGCUGCAUCUUGGGCUUUAAAAGUGGAGAAAUCUAGAGAAGGUUAUAUGCUGUUUCUAGUCCCACAGUAAAUCGAGGCGCUGCUUCUAUC